Messenger RNA from Drosophila nasuta, 1586 nucleotides. Its product is annotated as elongation of very long chain fatty acids protein F-like. The record is from RefSeq and is a predicted model, not a curated record. Lineage: Eukaryota; Metazoa; Arthropoda; Insecta; Diptera; Drosophilidae. The transcript has 2 exons. Gene Ontology annotation, molecular function: fatty acid elongase activity. Bases 55 to 960 code for a protein of 301 amino acids. Gene Ontology annotation, biological process: fatty acid elongation, saturated fatty acid; sphingolipid biosynthetic process; fatty acid elongation, monounsaturated fatty acid. Gene Ontology annotation, cellular component: endoplasmic reticulum membrane.
AUCACGCUGCCCAAACUUGAUCGUGAAACCGCAGAGACAUAAAUCGAGCUGAAAAUGUUAGAAAUUCUUCACAAGCCUCAUGUAGAUCCGGUCAAAUAUCCGUUGCUCGAUGGUUAUUGGCCGUUAACCAUCCUGCUGAUCAGCUAUUUACUCUUUGUGCUAAAGCUGGGCAAGCUUCAUAUGGCCAAUCGACAGCCCUAUAAUCUGGGUACAGUGCUCAAAGUGUACAACAUCUUUCAGGUCAUCUACAAUACGGCGCUUUUUAUUGCGAUAAGUUACUAUAUCUUUUGGGAGAAAUUAUACGAUUUCAAGUGUCUGUCAGUAUUACCUUUGGAUCACAGCCAUAAGAAUGCAGAACGCAUAAUAAGUUAUGCGUAUUUCAUCAACAAAAUUAUCGACUUGUUGGACACUAUCUUCAUAGUAUUACGCAAGAGCUACAGACAAAUCACCGUCCUACAUCUCGUCCAUCAUGUCUACAUGGUGGCAGCCUCGUAUGUUUGUAUUCGAUUCAAUGGAUACGGGGGUCAUCCCAUGUUUGUGGGAUACCUUAAUCUGCUAGUGCAUAGCGUGAUGUACUGCUAUUAUUACCUGGCAUCAGUGUAUCCCUCGAUCAAGCAGUCGACGUGGAAGGAGUACAUGACGAUCAUGCAGAUGAUUCAGUUUGUGAUGAUCUUCGUACACAAUAUUGUGACCUUCAUGCAACCCAACUGCGAUGUCUCACCCUAUAUGAUGUCGUUAGUAUUCGUGAUGACAUUAGUGAUGUUGGCUAUGUUCACUAACUUCUACAUUCACUCCUACGUGAUGGCGAAAGACCAAAGACAAGAGGUUUUCGACUAUGUGAAACUGACAGAAAAGGAAACAAAGUCAAAUAAAAAAAGAUUAGUUCAACUUGUAAAUUAUGUUAGUCAAUGUUCCCCCGGGUUUAAUCUCUCUCAUCUUCAAGUCAUACUCCAUAAGUAACUAUUCUAUUCUAUUUGUUCUUGUGCCUUUAAUGAGCCAAACGAAAAUUGUUUCCUGCUAAAAAUGCAAAUGCGAAAUGAAGCAAUUAUGUAAAAUGCACACAAAUGACAAAGGCAUACAAGUGCUUGUAAAAAGUGCAGAAACAAAUGAAAAGAAAAUGUAAAAAUGUAAAAAUGUUAAAAGAAGCUGCUUAAAACUCCUCGAGAGCAAACAACAAGUAACAAACGUGAGACGACGUCAGAUGACGACGACGACACAGAUGUCGGGGGCACUCAAAAGAUGAAACAUAAAACGAAGCCCCAGAAGCCCAUAAAAAACCACAUUGUGCCGAGGCGCACUUAAAAAUUCACCAACCAUCAGCCUCCAUCACCUCCCAAAACAUCAUCAUACCAUACUAUAUGGGGGAGAACAAGUCUUCACUUCUCUCGUCAGACUCUCAAAGUCGUCGUCGCUCUCCGCGAAAUCCCAUAAAAAUUGCAACAUAAAAAUUAAACCACUAAACGCAGCAAAAUUGCUGGGCUUUUGGGGCGCUGACAAUGUGCUCAGAUUGCUUUAGUUAACUUGUUUAAUACACUUUCCUCAAAGGGGGCAAAUUUAAAACAGAAAUCAAGAAAAUAAGAAUUCGA